AUGUCGCAACAAAAAGCCCCGGCCCAACACUCGAAAGCAAUGUACUCCGAGUCCGCUCAAACCCAUGCAGACGACGAAGCUCGCCAGGACUCGGACGACGAACCCAUGGUCUACAGGAUUCCAAAGGACUACGCUACUAUAGCGCGUCAGGAGCGCCACAGCCUCCUCGCUGAAGGUGCUGAUCCUGACUCGGUCAUCCUACAGAGCGAAUUACACAAUUAUGUCCCUCGAAGAGAAAAAGACUCUAUUGACCAAUAUGCGAAGCGUUACGCCGAUACUAUGAUGGACAUGACUCGUCGCGGCGUUCGGAUUCUGAACGAUAUGCUUACAGGCGAUACGAUGCCAGACACAUUCGAAACCGCGUCUGGCAAAGUUUUUGAUUUAGGCCCCGAAUCGGGCUCGACAAAAGGGGAGUAUCGUGAAUUCAGGCACUGGCUCUUGGGGGUUCAGGGAGCAGAACAAAUUGAGGUGCCGGAGAAGUGGUUGAAGUUUGAGAAGCCAGGCGAAGGGAAACAUUAA
This is a messenger RNA of Penicillium verhagenii, 519 nucleotides long. RefSeq lists its product as uncharacterized. The transcript has a single exon. The record is from RefSeq and is a predicted model, not a curated record. NCBI's taxonomy places the organism in Eukaryota, Fungi, Ascomycota, Eurotiomycetes, Eurotiales, Aspergillaceae. Bases 1 to 519 code for a protein of 172 amino acids.